This is a messenger RNA of Abrus precatorius (Indian licorice), 1290 nucleotides long. Its product is annotated as protein EMSY-LIKE 4-like. Gene Ontology annotation, biological process: defense response to fungus. The transcript has 9 exons. The record is from RefSeq and is a predicted model, not a curated record. Lineage: Eukaryota; Viridiplantae; Streptophyta; Magnoliopsida; Fabales; Fabaceae. Bases 86 to 1033 code for a protein of 315 amino acids.
GUUGAAAUCAAAUUUGGUUUAGCAUUUGAGGAAUGUGGGUCAGCACUACUACUAAGCGCAGCAAGGAAGUGUAGGUUGGAGAGUGAUGAUGAUGGACUUCACCUACGACACCACCAAGCACCGCUCUAUUGUCAAAUUCAAAGAACCUCAUGGGAUAAGGGAUGUAAUGGACUUGCAGCAUCAUAUUCACUGUUUGGAAACUGAGGCUUACAGUUCUAUUUUGAAGGCUUUCAUUGCUCAAUCUGAUCUUCUGACAUGGGGCAAAGAGGGGCUUAUGACUGAGCUGCGCAAGGAACUAAAUGUGACAGAUGUUGAACAUGGAGAAAUCCUGGCAAAAAUAAAUUCAGAUGAGUUAAUUAAAAAAAUAAGGAAGCAGAGGAAAUUAGCAUCUCAUGCUCAGGAUUAUACUAAGGCUAGUGCUUCUGCUUCAGUGAGAAAUUCAAUAAGACUGAAAACUCCAUCCUCUGCUUCAUUUUAUCCUCAGAAGAAAAUAUCACGGAGCCAAGCUUCUCUACUUGCUAUUCCUAUUCCUUCUUCGAUGCCCCCAAAAUUUAAUGGUGAUCCAUUGACUGCUGAAUUUUCCCAUGGGAAUGUGGAGCAGUCUACAGAAAUGUUCAAUUAUAAUGUUCAGUUACCACCUAUUGGGGGAGGAAGAGUGCUGAAAGGAAAAUAUCAAUUAGAGAAGGAUUUUCACAGAUCUGACUGUGUCAAGUUAAAGAACAGAUCUGAUUUAAUUCAGAUUCGUGCAACAGAUAGGGUUAUCCAUGAUGUUGAAAAGAUGCUUUUCAGUAGAGAGAAACCUGAUCCGGUUGACAUUGAGAGAGCUAAACGGACUCUUAGGGAACAAGAAAUAGCAAUAAUUGAAGCACUUGAUAAACUGGCUGAUGCGUUAGAAAGGGGUGAUGCAUCCAAACAAAUGCAACGGUAUGAAGUCUCCAAGAAUACUGCUGGAGGACAAGAAACAAUGAUUCAUGCUAAUUUCCGUGGACUAACUGGUAAUGGUAGGUUGAAUGGACUUGGAGAUUCAUUUUGAUCCUUGUAAUUAGGGUGAUGAUUUUGUGGCAUAGAUAUGGAACCUUUCAUUCUGAUUAUAGGGCUAUACAACUCAAAAAAUGAUAUUGCUGGAUUGGUUCAGUGAGCACUUUACUUGUUUAGGAGGUAGAGCAUUUAAUUUAAGUUAGUAUCUGACUGAUGUGUGAAGAACGCUUUAGUGUGACUAGUUUCAACACAUGUCGAAUUAUUAUGCUAAAAGUAGCUUAGUUAAGUUGUAAAUGCUUGAGUCCAAUUGCU